Tachysurus fulvidraco (yellow catfish) is the source of this 1904-nucleotide messenger RNA. RefSeq names its product trypsin I-P1. Bases 205 to 966 code for a protein of 253 amino acids. Lineage: Eukaryota; Metazoa; Chordata; Actinopteri; Siluriformes; Bagridae. The transcript has 6 exons. Gene Ontology annotation, biological process: proteolysis. The record is from RefSeq and is a predicted model, not a curated record. Gene Ontology annotation, molecular function: serine-type endopeptidase activity.
UCACCGGGCACCAAGGGACCCGUCUGCUUUGUCGUGUACUAGGUCAAGUCCAGUAGUUCAUUCUGAGACACCAUAACAUGCUAACAAAAGCUAUGCACAAAAGACACGGUUUUAUUAUAAAAGCAUUAAAGGAACCUCCGGCAGUCCUAUUUGAACUGAUUUCCCAAGCGUUUGCUGGCGACUGCGUGUGCAGGUGCUAACGAUAUGAAUCGGGUCUGGAGAGUAGUGAUCCUUGUCCUGACUAUGAUGAUCCGAGACUCGCUGACCCAAAGAAUUAUUGGGGGUCAAGAAGUCGUGCCUCAUUCCAUCAAGUUCCAAGCGUCUCUUCAAUUUGAGAGAAAUCACUAUUGUGGAGGAAUCCUGAUCCACCAGCAAUGGGUAGUGUCUGCUGCCCACUGCUGGAGACCGAGCAACAUCAUUCAGGUGGUUCUGAGCGCACACAAUCUGGUAGCUGAAGACGGAUCUGAGCAAGUGUUUAACGUGUCCAGGAUCAUAACCAACCCAACCUACAACCUAAAAACAUACAAUGGUGACAUCAUGCUCCUGAAGUUGAGCCAACCAGCUGUUCUGAACGCCUACGUUCAGCCGGCUCCUCUCCCGGAUGACAGCACACCUCCUCUAGAUGCUGGAACCACAUGCACAGUGAGUGGCUGGGGGGUCACACGCGUCUACAGCUUUUUCCUGUCCCCAGUGCUCCGUGCUGUGGAUGUGGACUACAUCCCUAACUGCUAUUACUUCUACUACUUCAGGGUCAAUGAGAACAUGAUAUGUGCCGGAUCUCGUUAUGGUGGCAAAGACUCUUGCCAAGGUGACUCAGGGGGACCCCUCAUGUGCAAUGGCAUUUUGGAAGGUGUUGUGUCUUGGGGAAUAGGCUGUGCCAAUCCUUAUUACCCCGGUGUCUACACCAAAGUGAGGAAUUACAGCAAGUGGAUCAGUGGGAUCAUUUCAAGUGACAGUCAGAACUAAAAGAUAAUCAAGAACGGUUUUAGUUCCUGACUAAACCAAGCCUCAGUUACUGUAUAAGCGAUCGAUUGUAACUAUGCAUGCUACACAGGACACAUGUUACUUUAGCUUAAACAGGGGGGAAAACAGCCUUGGUGUUUAUCCAUAUGCAUUAUUCAUUAACUAAUUAAAGGGUAGUGACACCUGCUGACACAGCAGUGUCUGGAUUAAUGAUCAUAUAAUGUCUCGGCACAUUUUAAUUUCAUUCUUCUCUGUCAUGUGUAAUAUGUCUGCUUUAACUUGUGAACAUGGCAAAAAAAAAUGCCAUGCAUGAAGGUUUUUUUUUUUAACAAAUUUCGGCCAUAAAGAUGAAUAUUUGUAACUGAUUGUUGUUUAUAUCUCAGAAUAGAAUAGAAUAGAAUAGAAGAGAGAUGUUAUUUAAGGGUAUUAAAGAAAAGAAAUCAUGAAGCAGUCAGACCAUUACACACACAAACACACACACACAAAAAUACACACAUUCACACUUAAAGAUUUGUAUGGGACUGGAACACAUUCACUACAUGGAUGUCAUUAUGAUCAAGUUACACGAAAUUGACUUCUCUCUGUACAGCAGGCUUAGAGUCGGAGCAUCUUAUCGGGUUUUCACUCACGUCAAGGUCAAUUAAACAUUAUAGGACAAAUUUAAAUUUGAUUUAAGAUGAUUAAAGCAUGGAUUCGGGGCUUUACCGAAAGUCUGUCAAAAAAUGAUGCACAUUUGCAUCGAUGCAAAAGAGUAAUAAUUAAAAUAAUAACUCAGAUUUAAUCAUUUUUAUGCUAAUAAUUCAUCUUGAAGCCUUUAAACACUUAUUUGCUGUUUUUAUGUUAAUAUGAAACAGGCAUCAGUCAAGUGAUCCAAGUGUUGAUUCGGUUACACAUUCACUGUUACACAUUCACUGUUAGUAUAAAGCUGAGCAAGCAGGGAA